Mollisia scopiformis is the source of this 2054-nucleotide messenger RNA. RefSeq lists its product as uncharacterized. NCBI's taxonomy places the organism in Eukaryota, Fungi, Ascomycota, Leotiomycetes, Helotiales, Mollisiaceae. The coding region runs from base 235 to 1734 and encodes 499 amino acids. Gene Ontology annotation, biological process: ubiquitin-dependent protein catabolic process. Gene Ontology annotation, cellular component: COP9 signalosome. The transcript has 3 exons. The record is from RefSeq and is a predicted model, not a curated record.
CCAUUUAAGCUCUUGUCAACAGCUCCCCGCGAUUCUUGAUCUUCGCCUCGCGACUAAAGCUGUGAAUGUCAACCAGCUUUCAGAUUCUUGGGCUAUUUGCUGUUAUUGAGGUCCUGCUGUGUCAAUAUCAAGCAAAGGAGGGGACCAUAAGAAUUCAAGCUUCCCCGCUACAAUUCCUACAGCUCUCCAGGACCAACAGCGCAAAAUCCCAACCCUCUUCAAUCAACCAUCAAGAUGGACGACCUCCUUUCUAAACUCCUCAUGUUCCCACCGCAUCCUCCACCAGCCAAACCGCUGUCUGAUCACGCAUACGAUGAGGGUAUCAAAGAGCAGAUCGAAGUUGUGGGCAAGAUGUCGGAAACAAAGCUACUGCAACAGACAUCUGGUGGUGAACAUGCUUUAGAUGUUAUCAAUCCAUCUCUCAAUACUAUACCAUACGCUUGCAUCCUCCUCGCGAACAUUUCGGCUUUAAAGAAAGGAAAUAAUAAGGGUGUGGAAAUCGACACGUUAUGGGAGAAGAUGAUAGGGUUUCUAAGUGCCUUUGAUUCAAGACAAAUCAGAUACAUUGGCGACGAACUGUCAGCGAUUAUCGAAGCUGUGGCGGCAACCGCAUUCUCUACCCGACAGGCCCACCUUGCUGUCGGUCCUAUUGCAAGCGCUCUGAUGCGUCUCGAUCCUACAGGCACUAUGCUCACCACACACCAUCUAGAUUUGGCAAGAUUGGCUUUAGAUUCGAGGAAUUUCGCUGAUGCCGCCCCUGUCUUGAACAAGUCUAUACUCUACGUACCGGGAGCUUCUACUAUCACGAAGCCAAGGUACAUCUGUGAUAUGACUCUGAGUCCCGUCUCAUUCAUCACACUCCAAUCGAAGCUCACAAAAAAGCUCAAGUACCUGGAGAUCCUAGAAUACUUCUUGUAUAGCGGAAUGGUCUUUAUCGGUAUGCGAGAUUGGGAAAGCGCACUACAAUGCCUCGAGAACGCAGUCACAUACCCCGCCAAAGAAACGAGCGUGAGUAAGGUCAUGGUGGAAGCCUACAAGAAAUGGAUCCUUGUUGGUGUCCUGUUGGAAGGUAGAUUGCUUCCACUCCCAAAGUCGACAAGUAGUGGAGCAGCCAAAUGUUACCAUGUCAUGGCGAAGCCGUACGAGACGAUGGCACAAAUAUUCGAGAACGGGACCGCUUCUCGCUUGAAGGCUGAGGCUGACACUGCCACUAACAUCUGGAGAGCUGACUUCAAUACUGGGCUUAUACUUCAUCUCCUUGCUGCUUUCCAGAAAUUCCAAAUUCGAAGUCUUGCCAAAGUCUACACCAAGAUCACUAUUCCGGAAAUCGUCAGCCAAACGACCAGUGCAGAGACUGGCACCAAGCUUCCCAAUCCCCAAGCAGCCGAAUUACUCAUUCAAAACAUGAUCGCUACUGGUGAGCUACACGCUACUAUGAGUCCGCCUACUGGCGGUCCCUCGAUCCUCACCUUCUCGCCAACAGGCCAGGCCCUCACUGAGCCUCAGAUGCAGAGAGAGCUUGUACUAACAUCGGAACGCAUCGUGUCAUUGACCAAGGAGAUCAAGCAGACAGACCGAAUUCUGACCCACGACAAGGGGUACAUCAAGUACGUGCAGAAGCAAAGCAAGAAUGCCAAGACAUCUGGAGCUACCGGCGAUCAAGGCAUCUCAGGUCCGGAUAUGGAUUGGAAUGAUGCAUUGGAAGACGAGGAUAUCAUGGGUCCUAUGUAUUGAACAGCUUCCCAAAGGACCGAUUUACCUCAACCAACUGAUAUGCAUGGCUGGCAUAUCAAUGAACGAAAUGAUGGAUGAAGAAACGCAUUAUAAAUGAACGGCAGGAGGCCAACAGCGAGAAGUUGGAGGUCUUUGCUAGGCUUGCUAUGAGCGUGGUACUAUCUGUUUCUCAGUUGAGAAACGCGGCGUACUGCAUGGCUUGGCUGCAUCAUGGAAAAUGGCGCAUCGUCUAGCGAUUUGGUAGAAGAGAAGAAAGAAUUUUGCUGGGCGACAGCACAACUUAAUUCCAAUAGAAAUCAAUGAGAACAUCUAUCUGCCAG